Aedes albopictus (Asian tiger mosquito) is the source of this 3481-nucleotide messenger RNA. RefSeq lists its product as uncharacterized. Gene Ontology annotation, molecular function: serine-type endopeptidase activity. Gene Ontology annotation, biological process: proteolysis. NCBI's taxonomy places the organism in Eukaryota, Metazoa, Arthropoda, Insecta, Diptera, Culicidae. The record is from RefSeq and is a predicted model, not a curated record. The transcript is spliced from 11 exons. The coding region runs from base 361 to 3411 and encodes 1016 amino acids.
UCACGUCCGUUUGUCUGUGGUUAGCACUUACUUUAGUAUCUGCUUAGCAUGACCUCCAAAACUAUGCUCGCUUUCUUGUAGAACUUUUAUGCUGGAUGACGCACUCGUUGGGGAUUCCCCUAAUUCAGCGCUUUUUUGAAAAUCUCCGUAUUUUUAUCACGUCGCACAGUUGAGUUUCUCCUCUUAUCAACCCUUGACACAAUGUAGGGAAACUGUGUGUGACUCACCACAGCAACGGUCAUGCACUCAUUCGAGAUUCGAUAUACAACAGUGCGUAAAUUCGGCUCCACAAUUUCGGGCGCCCAGAUUAGCUUCUAGUUGUGUUCUAAUUGUGAGACUGGCAAGAUCGCAAGAAGGAGGAUGUGCAAAUUGGUGUGUUUUAUGGUGUGGAGUUUGCUAUGUUUGCCGGAGUUUGUCCUACCCCAGGCAACGUAUCAGUGUGGCAUCAGGCAGCACGGAGUCCUUCCUCUGGUGGGUAAGGGUUCGGAGGUGGAAGAGGGCCAUUGGCCAUGGCACGCGGCCGUCUUUCAGAGGCUGAAAAGUGAUGACCCGUUCAAGUAUGGCUGCGGAGGAACUUUGGUCAACGAGAGGCACGUCCUGACGGCAGCUCACUGCGUGGUUAAGCGGAUAGCUCGCAAUCAGUUACCCGCGAUUACGUACGAGAUCGAGCUCCAUUUCGGUCAGCACCAACUGUCGAAUGUGACCGAUAGCGUGGUUAUUCGGGACGUCAGCAAGGCUCACGUUCAUCCACAAUAUGCGCUCAAUAGGAAUGAUAUCGCUGUGCUGGCAAUGCGAUUGCCAGUCGACUAUUCCGAUACUGUGAUUCCGAUCUGUCUAGAUCAAAAGGUGGACAGUGACCUACGGGAGUUGGAAGGCCAACGAGGCUGGAUCACAGGGUGGGGAAAGACAGAGAAUGGAAACCUUUCAGAUAUUCUCCAGACGGCUUCGAUGACUGUGAUUGGUUACGUUAGUUGCCUGAAGGACGAUCCGUUACUUAAUGGACAUGUUUUGAAUGAAAAUGUAUUCUGCGCUGGAAGUCAAAAUAAAGCCGACCCUGGACUGGCAAGCAGUGGCAGUGGAAUGUACAUCAGUGAUGGCGAUCGUUGGAUUCUCAGGGGAAUCGUUUCGCUUGGAAAGUAUAACGAACUGAAGCAAGAGGUUGAGCCGUUAAAGUAUACUGUGUUUGUUAACGUUCAACCGUACCUCAUAUGGAUCAAGGAGGUUAUUGCCGAGAGUGAGCCUCGUAAGGACAGAACACAGAAGCGGAUUAGCGAACUGGAAUGCGAAAGGUUCCAGAGCUUGGCAGUGCAACUACACAAUGGUGAUUGUGUUAACAACAGAUACCGGCACGAUGUGUUGAUAUUUGACGCUACCGUUAUGGAAUGCAAUGGUGUUUUAGUUGAGGAAAACCAUGUAAUAACAACUUGCAGCUGCAUUCGUUCAAGGCAAUUCGCUUUCCAAUAUCAGGAAGCAACAGUAAUGAUCGACUCGUACGGAAAUGUGCAAAUUUCGGAAAUGUUCUGUCAUCCGAAAUACACCGGCUUCAAGAAACACUACGAUAUAGCAAUUAUAAAGUUGAAUGCAAGUGUUUCUCUCGGUUUCACCCUGAUUCCCACAUGCUUAGCAAAUAAUUGGACCGAGAACCUGUACGAUACUCUCAUACAAACUUUGUUUGUUAGUGAAUGGUUCGGUAACAAUAUGACGCUUAUUGUUUCGGAAGACAACAGACUCACGUCGGAGAAAGAAUGCAGCGCGUCUAUGCGAACCGAUGAACUAUGCGUUAGGAGUUCUGAUCAUUCGUUGUAUCAAAAUAACUCCGAAUUGAUCGACAAAGCAUCAUGGGGCGCCGCAUUGCAGACGUUCAGCAACCGAUCUUGCAUGCCCACAUUAGUUGGACUCAUGGUACGCAAUGUGAAAAAGAAUAGUCUGCCUACUCCAUCUUGGGUUGAUCUAUACACUCGAGUUUCCUCCUAUUUGGACUGGAUUGAGCAGGGCGUCUGGAAUGUACAACCCAAAGAAAUACAGCUGUCCAUAUUAGGAUCAGAACCCAGAACAACGGCUGACGCAGAGUUUUCUGACAACUACAAUGUGGACAUUUUGCACUGGAGUUCGAACUCCAGUGCAUUCGAACCAAGAUGCAGCGGCACUGUUAUCAGCGUAAAGCAUGUUCUGACAACGGCACAGUGCGUCACGAAUGGCACCAUCGGUAAACCAUUGGCAGCAGAUAUGUUUGAACUUCAUUUCGGGAAGUACCCCAAGGGUCAACGUACUGAGAACGACUAUAUCAGAUACGUCAGCGAAGUUCAAGUCCAUCCGGAGCACUCAGUCAACGAUAUAGCCAUACUGGUAACCAGCUGGCCAGUCAGAAAAUCACAAUAUGUGGCGCACUGCAGUUUUAUCAACAGCUCAGAUUUUAUGUAUUCUGUAACGACCGAAGUCUCCCUCACUGGAUGGAGUAUAGGGAAGACAGACAAACCAAACAAUGAAUCCAAAGAUAACUUUUACUACUCUACCGAGGGGAAAUCAAGACGGGUAUGUCUUCAAAACACAACUAUCUGCGAUUACAUCUUUAUUUUGGACCGCCAGGAAUGCUCCAAAGUCGGACUGAGGCUCUCCGUAAACCAGUUUUGCGCCAGCUAUCCCAAUGAGCAAGUACGUAUCAUCGCUGACCAUGGAUCUGGAAUGCGAUUGUUCAUCAAUUAUACGUGGGUUUUGGCAGGAGUCGUAUCAUCAGAAACGAAAGGCAAUGAUGGCAAAACCUACACAAUUCUUACGAACGCUCAGCCGUAUAUUUCGUGGAUCGAUGGGAUCAUGUCUGGCGGAAAAAUCAAAAGAAUCAGCGAGAGAGAGUGCGAACGUUUUAGUAGCUAUGUCACCAAAAAAAGAGGAGCUUGUUAUCAUUCAUUUGGACACAUUGUUAGACUUUACGACAUCUCCAAAGAAUAUGUUUGCCUUGGUGUACUUGUUAAGGAAAAUCGAGUAUUGACUUCUUGUCAAUGCACACGAUACCCGAACCGGCCGUCAAAAGUACAACUGCAGGAUGGCACCCUGGUGGAUAUUUCGAAAAAGAUUUGCCAUCCGGAUUACAACUCCACUACUCUCCGGCAUGAUCUGGCCGUUCUUGAACUAGCAACUGCGGUUGAUCCGGAGGCUGUCGAGAUUGCCUGUUUGGCGAACGCCGACACCGAAGAUCUUCUGAACCCCGUGGUACAAGUGGCGUCCUGGCAGAGAGCAACGGUAAGUAUUUUGAUUCAAAAUUUAUUUUUAGAACUCGUAUUGUCUAUCCGAUUGGAAUCAAGACAGACAUUCCAUCAAAAAUUGCCGUUUUCUUGGUCCACAAGUGUCGCAACUGUUUCGCAUCUAGUGCGCUGUGUUGCUGACAGCGACGGGAAGGAUGCGCACUACUUUUGACAUGAUUCAAAAACGUCGCGAGUUGGGUCGCGUCGCGAUUCGAUUGUGCGACGUUCGGUUUGGUGGCGGC